AUGGUGACGAACUUGAUGUGGUCGCUACUUUUGAGUAGCAAGAUUGGGUCGGAGUCUUUGAUGAGUCCGAGCAGUUUUUCGCACUCACCGUCAAGCUCGGCUGCAGACUUGGGGUCGCCAGUGGUGAGGAAGUCGCGUCGAUACAGCAUCACCUUGGCAAACCGGUAUGUGAUCGAGAUUGGUCGGCCGACCGAGUGUUGUUCCAGCAGGUGUUUCCAGUCGUUGAACGACGACUUGAGGUCUUUGAGCGACACGUCGAGCGGUUCUUUGAACUGGAGCGAGUUGUAUAGCGUAAGUAGGAUCGACAAUUGGGCCACGACACGGCCGUCGAAGCUCGAAGCAGACGGGAUUUCCAAAAUAUUGCGGCACUGGUCCAAACGUAGCGUAUCGAUCAGACACGGUCUUCCUGACAAAAUGCAGUAG
Ogataea philodendri is the source of this 423-nucleotide messenger RNA. RefSeq lists its product as uncharacterized. The transcript has a single exon. NCBI's taxonomy places the organism in Eukaryota, Fungi, Ascomycota, Pichiomycetes, Pichiales, Pichiaceae. The record is from RefSeq and is a predicted model, not a curated record. The coding region runs from base 1 to 423 and encodes 140 amino acids.